Molecule: messenger RNA, 4905 nt
Organism: Ruditapes philippinarum (Manila clam)
Lineage: Eukaryota; Metazoa; Mollusca; Bivalvia; Venerida; Veneridae
Product: leucine-rich repeat-containing protein 57-like
Exons: 5
Coding region: 16-732 (238 amino acids)
Molecular function (GO): protein binding
Source: RefSeq, a predicted model, not a curated record
AGAUCAAAGGUUUAAAUGGGUAAUUCAAAUGUGAAGCAACAUCUUGAUACUGCGGAGAAGACGGGUGCGUUGCAGUUAUGCCUUAUUCAUAUAUUUCAGUUUCCAGAAAACUUGCAGAAAUUAUCUAAGAAUUUGAGAACUCUUGAUUUCUCAGACAACAAGAUUCAGACAAUACCUUCUGCUAUUGGUUCAUUCCAACAACUUAAAACUGUCAAUCUUAACAACAACAGAAUAGAGACAUUACCUCAAGAAAUAGGAAAUCUGAAGAAAUUGGAAACUUUGUCAUUAGAUAACAACUUGUUACGUCAGCUACCUGGAACAUUCCUUAACUUGAAACACCUCAGAACUGUUAACCUCAGUGGUAAUGGAUUUAAAACAUUUCCACAGGAACUUUGUGAUUUAACACAUCUAGAUGCUAUAGAUUUAUCAAAGAAUAGAAUUACAGAAAUUCAACCUAAUUCUAAAACUUGUCAUACAAUUGAAUUAAAUCUAAAUCAAAAUCAGAUAUCUACCUUACCUGACUGUAUUGCGGAAUGGCCAAGGUUAAAGGUGUUGAGACUGGAGGAGAAUUGUUUAGAGAUUACGGCACUUACACCUAGGAUAAUGAAACAGUCACAGAUAGCACUCCUAGCUAUUGAAGGCAAUGUGUUUGAUAUGAAAAAAUUUAAUAACUUGGAAGGUUAUGAUGAUUAUAUGGAAAGAUACACAGCAACAAAGAAAAAGUUUAACUGAAGAAUCAUCUAGUCAUGCCAAUACUGGCAUAUACAAUGAUAAUGAAUAUGCAUGUCCAGCUAAUGGCACAGAAAGCUAACUCCUAUAUAUACUUACAUACUUAUAACUGGAGAGCUGCUUACAUGGUAAUUCUUGGACAGUUUUGAGAGGUCAUUACAAUACUGUCGUAACUAAAUGUUUUGAGGAACACAAUUUAUAAUUGUUGUGAUUUACAUUUUAUUCUUCAUGUUAAUUAAUGUGUCUUCAGAAAAGAACAAAAUUGUAUUUUUACUAAAAUAUUGAUAUUAAACUUAUAUUAGUACUUAGUAUAUUUGUUUAUGUAUGUAUCAUAACAGUGCAAUAUUCCCUGAAUUUUAAAGCAGCAUGCCUCCAGAUUCAUGCUAAUUUCAUGAAAAUUUUGAAAAUGUAUUAAAAAAGUAAAAUAUUGUGAAGUGAACAAAGAAAGUAAUUUCCACAUUUCAAACAUUAUUUUACAAUCCGCGUAAAUUAUGAAAAGUAGGUAAAAAUAUCAAAAUAAGGCAUAACUGUGUUAGUCACACUGUAGAAAAAUGGUGAUAAAUACUGCAAAAUCAGUCAUUCAGCGCAGAUAACAUCUAGAUUAUUACUUGAAUCUUAAAUCUUUAUACUUUCCUUAAAAUCUUAGUGCAUUUUUGUCAAGUUUGAUUUUCUUGAAAUAUUUUUGGUUCAUCUGGAGGCAUGCAGCUUUAAGUUAAACUGUAUUUUCUGUACUAAGGUACUAGACUUUUUGCUUUAUGUAAGGAAUCUAUUUAUUAUAAUUGAUGUUAAACAUUCAAGAAUAAGGAAUAAUGUAAAAAAAAUACACACAUGAGCCUAAAUUAUUGAUGCCAAAAUCUUUAGUGAGCUGUUUUUAAGUUGAGAUAUUUUGACAUAUUACUGGAAACAAACAGCCUCUUAAAAGACAAAUAUCAUUUUAAUUUCCAUGAAGUUGUUUUGAUUGUUUAAGUAACUUCCUUGAAAUGGUUUUGAAUGGUUAAGUGGCUUAUGACAGUUUAAACUUGUAUAACUCAUGACAGGUUUAAUUCUUAGCUGUAAAGUUAAAACAAUUUAAAUGAUACUUGUAAGAAGAGAAAUGUAUGUAAAAUGAUGUAAUUCCUCAUCAUAGAGUUUGUAAGAUUUCUUCUCAUUAAAGUAAUGGUGAUGGUUUGUUGUGAAAAGAAUCUCCUGUUAAGAAAAUGGCCUUGUCAUUUGUUGUUAUGUAUUGUGUUUUUACUUAUUAUGCAGAACGUUGUUACCAUAUAUUCAUAUAUCUGUAUACUAUGUUUUUAAUCCGAGUUCAAGAAUUGUUAUUCUUUCCAUUGUCACACAACAAUUGUCAAUUGAUUUACAAAUUUUUCUUAAGGUAAACCAAUUUUUGAAUUGUAAUGUAAUUACUUAAUUUUCUUAUUGUAAACAAAGUUUAAACUGUCAAUUAUAUUACUCAAUGUUUUUGGGUUUUUUUUAGCUCACCUGAGCUUGCUCAGGGUGAGCUAUUAGGAUCGGUGAAUUUCCGUCGUCCGUCGUACGUCCACAAUUGCUUGUGAACACACUAGUGGUCACACUUAUGACUCAAUCAUCAUCAAACUUUGUCAGGAUGCUUGUUUAGUCAAUUGCUCGGAUGAGUUCAAAACUGGGUCAUUUCGGAUGGAAAACUAGGUCAGCGGAGCUAAAAAUAGAAAAACCUUUUGAACACUCUAGUGGUCACAUUUUUUACCUAAUCAUGAUCAAACUUUGUCAGGAUGCUUGUGUAGAUAAUUGCUUUGAUGAGUUUGCACAUGGUUUAUCUCCGAUGAAAACUAGGUCACAGGAGCUAUAAAUAGAAAAACCUUGUGAACACUCUAGUGGUCACAUUUUUGACCCAAUUAUUAAGAAACCUUGUCAGGAUGCUUGUUUAGUCUAUUGUUUGGAUGAGUUCGAACAUGGGUCAUCUCGGGUGGAAAACUAGGUCACAGGAGCUAAAAAUAGAAAAACCUUGCGAACAGUCUAGUGGUCACAUUUUUGACCCAAUCAUCAGAAUGCUUGUCUAGUCGAUGCUUGGAUAAGUUUGAACAUGAUUUAUCUCGGAUGGAAAACUAGGUCACAGGAGCUAAAAAUAGAAAAACCUUGUGAACACUCUAGUGUCACAUUUUUGACUCAAUUAUCAUCAAACUUGGUCAGGAUGCUUGUCUAGGCAAUUGCUCGAAUGUCAAGCUCGAAUAUGGGUCACCUGGGGUCAAAAACUAGGUCACACUGCUCAAAUAUAGAUAAUCCUUGUUAACACUAGUGGUCACAUUUUUGACACACCUGUCAUGAAACUUGGUCAGAACAAUUGUCUAGGUAAUUGUUCGGAUGAGUUUGACGGGUCAGGUGAGCGAUCUAGGGCCAUCUUGGCCCUCUUGUUUAUUAAAAAUCAUGGCCGGACUCUCUUACAUAAAAAAGUUGCUCAAUUUUAUCUUUUUUAACAUUAACCCAUUUAUACUAAUCAAUUACCAGGUUCAUUUUCAAAGCAGGGCAUGGUUACCAUUGUAUAUGUUUGUUAACGAAGCAUAAGUUAUAUCUUGGACAAAUUUUUUGUCCCAGGUUAUAUAAUAAAACUUGCAAAAUCAUGAAAAAGAUAAACAUUUAAUGUGUAUUUAUUCUGUAAUCAAACUAUAUGAUAUUGUGUAUUCAACUGAGGUGUUUUAACAUGAAGGGACUGGAAAUAGUUUUUGAGAUUUGUGCAUCAUUUAUGCAAAAAUGCUUUUAAUUCAGAUCCAGCUAAUAUUCAUGGCAAAAACAAAUAUUUUUUAUUUAAUACAGAGCAUACAUGUAUUUCUUUGUUAUCUUUUGCAUAUUUUUCUCAGUGCUCCAGUUGAUUUAUGUAACAACUUCAAAUUUUAUAUGUUUAGGCUUUUAGACCUCAGUUGAGUUCCUUUAAAUCAAUAGUUUCCAAAUUAAUGGAGAAUUUGAAGAUCACAGAGACAUUAAUCCAAAUGAGUAUUUCAAAUAGCACUGGUUAUGGUAUCUUAUAAACAAUAAAUUAGCAUCAUGGUUCAUUUUCCCUUACUUUCAAUUUUGUAACUGUUGCUAAGUGAAACAUAUUGCAUACAUUUUGUUGGUCAUCAGCUAGUUCAAAUUAUUUUCUUAACAAGUGUCACAAUAUUAAAAUUUAAAUAGUAUUUUGGAGAACGAUUAUCCAUAUUGUUUAGCUUGUCAGAUUCCUUUACUGGUAUUUAGUUACUGUUAACUUUGGUCUACAGACCUCGCAUUCACUAUGUUGUACUGGGCAAAGCAUCUGUUUUUUGUGAAGAUUUGGUUGAUGACAUUUUUUUAUGUAUUCCAUUCAUCCUCCAGUCUUGCACAGCUGUUAUUACAUGAUUCAUAUAAAAGAGAAGUUCUCAUUUAUUUGUUGAAAUACACUACUAUUUGUAUAGGAUUUAGUGACAAGGGUUAACUGGUGCUACACCAAACACAACACAACAUUAUUAUAAAAUGAAAAGCUUGCUCAGUUUAGAUUUGAAAUCUAACAAUACCUAUUAAUGCUUUAAUGAAAUUGUCUAUUAUAACAAUAGGGAGAGCUUUGUUCUCACCCUGGUUUGGCUGUUGGCAUCACCAUCACACUUUUGUUAUGUUUUUGCAUCUCCAAAACUACUGAAGGAAAUGGUUUGAAACUUCACACACUUGAGAAGAUUAUCUAGCAUUGCACUUGUGCGUUAGCUCUUAGUUACCUUUUUACAGAGUUAUGCUCCUUUUCUUACUGUCGAGCAUCAUGAAUAGUCAAGCACGCUGUCUUGCAGAUAGCUUUUGUUAUAUCUUUCACAUUGUUAUUUUAAAUUUGAUCUAAUCUUAAUUUAUGCAUUUUGGGUUGUCUUGUAAUUAUGUGUGUGUAUUUUUUAAUAGCUUUAUUUGGAUUUUGUAUAAUUUGAUGUUUUCUGAAAGUAUUGAUGUGUAAGAGUGUCAGUUUUUUUAAUCAAGAAAACCUGUAAAUUCUGAUACAGAAUUAAUUACCCACCUGUUGAUGAAUGAAAAGGCACUUCUGCAUAAUCAAAUAGUGAACCAUUUAUGCUUUUCAUUCAGAAUUUUAUCAGAAUAUUGUUUAAAUGAAUUAAUGGGACAAAAAUGCUGAUUUUAAUUGUUUUUAUUGUUCUUUCAUUUACCAGUAAUAUAUGUCAUGGUGCAUCUUAUUCUGUGAAAUGUUUAAUAAAUGUUUUUAUAACA